AUGUUCCUCAGCACCCUCCCAUUGGAUUUUGUGGUGAUCCGUGCUGGCAUGCCUACCAAUCUCCGUUCCACUGCGAUUGCCCGCUUCAAUGACCCCGGUUCAUCCACGCAGGCCCUUGUGACCACAUACAAUUGCGGUGCGACCGGUCUCAAUAUGCACUCGCAGUGCAGUCGAAUUAUCCUCGUGGAGUCCGCGCUGAACCAUAACUCUCUCUUCCAGACCAUUGGACGUAUCCACCGCCGUGGUCAACGCGAGGAGCAGCGUGCGUGGGUACUUUUUAUGGACCACACCAUUCAGAGAUAUAUGGAGUUCAACAAUACCACAAAGGUCCUCCCGCAGAUUGCUGCACAAUACCGCCCCUUCCUAGAGAAACAGAUCUCACCGUCAGUCGAUAAUCGUGACGAUACAAUUGAGCGACUCGCCAAUCAGCUGCUGAACCACAUGCUUGGUAUAGGUCCGGAUUGUGUGAAUCGGUUGAAGAUGGAAGACUACAAAGACCUAGGUUUGGAAGGUAAAAGCAAGAGUGGCCGGCAAUUCUCCUUGCGUGGCUCCAGUAAACGGCUGGCCAGCGAUCCCGCCUCCCCAGGCGCCUCGACCCACAAACGGGCAGCCACCGACCUAGCCUCCCCAUCUUUGCUGUCGACCUGA
Molecule: messenger RNA, 648 nt
Organism: Penicillium hordei
Lineage: Eukaryota; Fungi; Ascomycota; Eurotiomycetes; Eurotiales; Aspergillaceae
Product: C-terminal helicase domain-containing protein
Exons: 1
Coding region: 1-648 (215 amino acids)
Source: RefSeq, a predicted model, not a curated record